UCAGCUAUCGGAAUCUCCACCCAUCGGAUGAGUUCUGACGGUCACGAGCUCAGGCACGUAGGAACAGUCGGUCGGUUGAAGAACCCUCUGAUGACGUUUCUUCUUAGGGAUCACUGGGUCUCGACGUGCUAGAGAACUAGAUAAUUGAGCCACAUCCAUCGCCGGUGUUCGUUACCUACAGCUGGACAAUAACCACUACCAAAAACAUAACCUUACAAAAUAUGGAAAAUGUAAAGGAUACAUUUCAAAAUUUCGCGGAAAUAAACGUCGAACCAGUAGUAAAACGUAGCAUUUGCACCACAUGCAAGCGCCCCUCGAAGGUGUGCUGGUGUUCGGCCCUUCCAAAGGAUCGAUUGCGUCCUCGAGGUCAAGUGAUCAUUCUUCAACAUCCCGCCGAGGAGAAAAGAUCCCUGCGAACGGCACCGAUGCUAUCCCUCGGACUGGUCGAGGGUAAAUGUACCGUCUACAAAGGCAAACAUUUUCGAACGAAAAUCGACCAGCUCGACGAAAUCUGUAACUCGCCCAACUCCCUGUUGCUUUACCCGAGCGCGAACUCGGAGAAAAUCGAAGUCGUGGCCGAACGGCUCAAAGGAAGCUGCUACAAUUUAAUCGUGAUCGACGGCACUUGGCCCCAGGCCAAGGCGAUUUAUGGCGGCAACCCGUUUUUAAGACAAAUCCAGCAGGUGAAGCUAAUGGCAAGCUCGACCAGCUACUACACGAUACGCACGCAGCCGACCGACGGAUGUCUGAGCACCUUAGAGGCUGCGGCCGAGGCGCUAGCAGUAUUAGAGGACGACGACCGAUAUCGGACCGAGCUAAUCAAACCGCUGACGUUGCUCUGCAACUACCAACUGCAGAACGGCGCCGUCUGCCAUCAGAGCAAGGAGUUUCGAAUUAAAAACAACACGUAUCCGAAACUGAUCGGGAAACGGCUGAAUCGAGUUUUAGGGAAGGGGGAGAGGCUACGAGACGAGCAGUGAUUAAUUUAUUGUUUUAUUUAAUUGUUAAGCGUUUGCAAUCGCAGGCAUGAGAUUGUAGUAAAUUUGGAUGCCUUUUAGAAAUAUAUUGAUGUUAAGAAA
Messenger RNA from Photinus pyralis (common eastern firefly), 1079 nucleotides. It is a transcript of the gene Dtwd2, whose product is annotated as DTW domain-containing protein 2. The transcript has 3 exons. Bases 222 to 980 code for a protein of 252 amino acids. The record is from RefSeq and is a predicted model, not a curated record. Lineage: Eukaryota; Metazoa; Arthropoda; Insecta; Coleoptera; Lampyridae.